AUGGCCAAAUCUUUCCUGGUAUUCUGCUCAAUUUUGUUCAUCUUUAUACAUAUGAUAUUAUCUUCUGUUGUAGGACUUCCACGAUACUGGCCACCACAUGGAAAAUUUAAGGUGAAAUGUCCAUAUAAGAAAGUAAGCUUGAAGUGGUACAAAGGAACAGCGGAUCCCUGUCCUGGCUUAUAUCAACCCAUCUGUGGCACCAAUUUUGUGACCUAUGACAAUCCCUGCAUCCUGUGUAUUGAGAGCUUGAAAUCUGAAGGCAAGAUUAAGUUUUACCGUGAUGGAAAAUGCUAG
Messenger RNA from Lemur catta (Ring-tailed lemur), 294 nucleotides. It is a transcript of the gene SPINK14, whose product is annotated as serine peptidase inhibitor Kazal type 14 (putative). The record is from RefSeq and is a predicted model, not a curated record. The transcript is spliced from 4 exons. Bases 1 to 294 code for a protein of 97 amino acids. Gene Ontology annotation, molecular function: protein binding. Lineage: Eukaryota; Metazoa; Chordata; Mammalia; Primates; Lemuridae.